AUGGGUGCCAAAGUGUCUAGAUCAGAUUUUGAAUGGGUUUAUACAGAUGAGCCUCAUGCAACUAGAAGAAAAGAAAUAUUAAAAAAGUAUCCGGAGAUCAAGAACUUGAUGGGUUACGAUCCAAACUUCAAGUAUGUUGUUACUGCUAUGGUACUUGCACAGUGUAUUUCUUUUUGGUUGCUCAAGGAUGCAUCAUUUACUACACUCUUCAUUGCAGCAUAUUGUUUUGGAGGAGUUAUAAAUCAUUCUUUAGGGUUAGCAGUUCAUGAAAUAUCUCAUAAUUUAGCAUUUGGACAUGCAAGACCUAUGCAUAACCGAAUAUUUGGAAUGUUUGCAAACCUACCAAUUGGCAUACCCAUGUCGAUCUCUUUUAAGAAAUAUCAUCUUGAACACCACAGAUAUCAGGGUGAUGAAAAGUUAGAUACAGAUCUACCUACAAAACUGGAAGCAAAACUUUUUUGUACUACAUUUACAAAGCUACUUUGGGUCCUUUUGCAACCCUUCUUUUAUACACUGAGGGCAUUUUUUGUGUAUCCGAAGCCACCUACUGCACUGGAAAUCAUAAAUGUUAUUAUUCAGUUGGCUUUUGAUGCACUGGUGGUCUAUUUCUGUGGUUUUCGUAUACUAGCAUAUAUGAUAGGUGGGACACUGCUUGCUAUGGGUCUACAUCCUGUGGCUGGGCAUUUUAUUUCUGAGCAUUAUAUGUUCAAAAAAGGAUUUGAAACAUAUUCUUAUUAUGGUCCUCUGAACUUUAUAACUUUUAAUGUAGGCUAUCACAUGGAACAUCAUGACUUUCCUAGUGUUCCUGGAUCUCGGCUACCCGAAGUAAAAAGAAUAGCAAAAGAAUAUUAUGAUGAUUUGCCUCAGCAUAGUUCUUGGAGCAAAGUGAUAUGGGACUUCAUAACAGAUCCUGCUAUUGGACCUUAUGCUCGAGUAAAAAGACAGCAUAAACCUAGAGAUUGAAUAUAUCUUAAUUGUUACCUUAUGUUUAUUCCAGAAUAACUUAUAUGCUUUUUAUUUGCUUGUUUGGCAAUGAUUUCUAAGUGAAGUUAUGAACCUCAUUUCACUAUACAUAUAUUUCAAUAUAGUGCUGUAUAACAGAAAGCAUGCAUCAUUUAUAUUUUAUGAAUACAGUUACCCCUUUUUAUAAAGGAGAUAAAUCCAAUUGAUUUCCUCUCAGAUUUUACAAGUUCUGCUGUCUGUGAAUUUAUGGAAUAUUUUAACUACAUAAGUUAUACUUUGUAAUACAUAUUAAUAAAAUACUUACAUGCAUAUAAGUUCUAAUAAAAUGUAACUGAGAGCAAGAACAGGUGAAUUGCUAGUUAAUCUAUAAAACUGAAACAUUGGUUUGUAAGAACGUUUAAAUAUUAUCUGUUGUGUAAUAAAUUAUGCUCAAAGCAUGCUUAUGAAAGUUAUUGCUAAGUGCCAGAAGCUAUGCAAAAAUUUCAGAAAAGUGCAGGAAGGGAGUGACUAUAAAUUAAGUAUAAUAUAUAAAAUAUGCUACUAUUAUAAGAUGUUGAAGAUGCUGUAAUAUAAUAUAAAGUACUUCUAUAAUGUAUACAAGAAUAGGUAUGCUUGAAUAUGAUUAGUAACAUAAGCUGUUUGAAAUUUAAAAUAUGAUAAGAUAAAACAGUUUAUUUUAAAUUAAAAGCUUUAUGUGCAAAGCAAAUUUUUAACUUUUUCUUUAAAAUUCUAGAAAAAUAUAUUAUUCAUAAAAAGUGUCAUUAUAUAACAUAUUUGCAGUAUACCACGGCUUCACACAAAUAAACAUUUAUCCUAUUAUAAAACUUAAAAUAUCAAUUAAUACAUUGUACUAACUUAAAUUUUUAGUGGUAUAUUCUUGUUAUUAUUAUUUUUGUUAUUAUAAGAAUUCUCAUGCUUUUAAAACUUGUAAAUGGUGUAAACUAGUCUUAUUUAUAAAAUAAUGCAUUUUUAUUACUUUAUGAAUCUUAUAUAUUUAGGUACUGUAUAAUGAAGGGAAAAGAUUCUUCACAAUCUGCUGGAAUUAAUGUGCGAAAGCCUUAACCAUUAUUAACAUUUCUUCAUGUAUAAUUUCAUUGAGUAACUAUUAUUCUGAAAUUAAUAUGAUCUGAUUUGGCUGCAUUAAAAUAUUCAAAUAAAAUCUUUGACAGUCAUAUUUUUCGUAUGGUAUUUUUUCAGACUGUUUUCCCUUCUGUGUGUUCAUUAAAUGUGAAUAUUUUUAGAAUUUUGACUUGCAAGUUGAAAAUCACUGUGUAUUUAAUACUGAUUACAAUAUUGCCACUAGUAAGAUAAAAUGUAGACUAAUUUUCUUAAAGAAAAGAAGUUGAAACCAUAAAUGUAAAUAAUUGAAUAGAGCUUAUGAUAUGUAGACUGUAGUCUAUAAAUGCAUUUUCUUGCAUGAAAUGUUAAUUAUUGUAUUAAUAUUUCUGUAUGUGAUGACAUGAACUGUCAUAUCAGAAAAAGAGCAUUUUUUGUCAAAAAAUGGCAUGCAUUUUUUUAUUCAUAAAAUUCUUUUUGAUGCUAUUAUUAUUGUUUAACUAUAUAUUCUUUUGAAUAAAUAUUUUGAAUCGCA
This is a messenger RNA of Stegodyphus dumicola, 2554 nucleotides long. RefSeq names its product delta4-sphingolipid-FADS-like protein ifc (gene ifc). Gene Ontology annotation, molecular function: sphingolipid delta-4 desaturase activity. Gene Ontology annotation, biological process: ceramide biosynthetic process. Gene Ontology annotation, cellular component: membrane. Lineage: Eukaryota; Metazoa; Arthropoda; Arachnida; Araneae; Eresidae. The record is from RefSeq and is a predicted model, not a curated record.